Paramecium octaurelia is the source of this 1352-nucleotide messenger RNA. The record is from the annotation of a GenBank genome assembly. NCBI's taxonomy places the organism in Eukaryota, Ciliophora, Oligohymenophorea, Peniculida, Parameciidae.
AUGGAUUUAAAUGUACAAUUCUUUUAUAUUCUGAAUAAACUAAUAAACAAAUUAAUUAAAUCUUAUAUAAGAAUUUAUUUUAAUUAUAUUUAUUUUGCAUCUUUUUUGGAUUUUGAUCACGGGAAGAGUGUGAUUUAGGCUGUUGACUCUGGUGAGUCAGGAAAUGAGACCAAAUAGGGAGUUACAAAGGCUUUUCUUGGAUGGAGGUAAAAUGAAGAAGGAGGGAGACUCCCGGUAGAAUGGGAUUAAGUAGAAAAUAUUAUUGAGUAGUGGAUUUUAUUAAAAAUAAUUUAUGUUGAUUAUCAUAAUUACUUAUAUAAAAAAUUUCAAAUGAACAGCUCUGAAUCGAAUGAUUUCUAAAAUGAGGAAUACAGAUUUUAAGAAGAUGAGGAUUACAUUGAUUUUGAGGACUUAGGGUAGAAUGAUAUGAUGAGAUAUGAAAAUGAUUAGGGAAAGUAUGAAUUAUUUUAAAGUGUUUGAUAGUAUAGAGUUGGUUAACGAUAGGGAUCAAAUUGAAGAGGAUAUGAAUUAGAGUGAGAUGUUGAAGGUAUCUUCAACUCUUUGCAUGAGGGAAGAUGAAUCGGAUGGGUCAGAAGAGGAAUCUUAACUUCAAGGAACGUAAGUGAAUAUAUAAUUAUUAUAUACAGUCAAUCAAGAACAUGUAAUUCUGGGACAUUGUAGAAAUCGAUAAGGAAGAGGAAUAGGAAUAAAGAAGAACCUGUAAGAUAUGAAUCAUUAAUAGUAUGUUUUAGAAGAGAAAGGUAAAGAAGUGGAGUGAGGAGGAGGAUAAGAAUUUGGAAGAUUUGUUUCAAAUUUAUAAGGGAGAGUGGGAGACCAUAGUGAAAUUUUUGGAAGGAAGAACAGUUUCAUAAUGUAAAUAGCACUGGCAACGUUUGAGUGGUGGUUAGGAGAAGAAGAGGAAAUGGACAGAGGAGGAAAACUAGAUAAUAUUGUCAUUUACACAGGACAAUCCGUAGUUUAAUAAUUGGGCUUUGAUUGCUUCAAGUAUGAAAUGUAAAUUAAAGAGAGGAAUGCAGGGUAGGAAUGGGAAACAAAUAAGAGAGCAUUACAUGAAUCAGUUGCGUCCUGGGAUUAAGAACAAGCAGGGUUGGACUCAGGAAGAUGACAAGUUGUUGUUAAAUUUGUAUCAGAGAUAUGGGAGUAAGUGGUGUUAGAUAAACAAGCAUUUUGAGGGAAGAACAGUAUGAUAUUUGUAGUAAAUGAAGGAAAUAAUGUUGAAGAAUAGAUACAAUAAAUUGUAGAAGGGAAACACCUACAUUGAUCAUUUUCUUAAUAUCGAUGAUGAACCCCACCUCUAAUUCUAAUAAUCUCACACAUUCUCUUUUAAUUGA